AUGGCUCCGCCUCAGGCGCCGGCGGACGGUGGUGUCGUCGUUGCCGGCGGCACGGCGGUGCCGUCGGAGAACGGUGCCGGCGACCAUCACGGGGGGAGCGUCGACAACAGUAACGGCGUUGUCGGGGGCCGCACGACGGUGCCGUCGUCGUCGGUGGCGGCGAACGGCAACGGCAAGCAGCACGGCACGAGGGAGAGGAAGAAGAAGCCAGCAGUCGUCAGCCCGAUGGACAAGUACUGGACGCCCAUCGACGACAAGGAGGCGGCGGAGGCCGUGGAGGACGGCGGCGAGGACGGGCGGCGCCCGCUCCUGUUCCGGACGUACAGGGUCAAGGGAAUCCUCUUGCACCCCUACAGGUUGUUGACCUUGCUGAGAUUGAUUGCUAUCAUCCUAUUCUUCAUAUGGCGGAUCAGGCACCCGUACGCCGAUGGCAUGUGGCUCUGGUGGAUAUCCAUGGUUGGAGAUUUCUGGUUUGGUGUCACUUGGUUGCUAAACCAAGUUGCAAAACUCAACCCUAUCAAGCGUGUCCCAGACCUUUCCCUCCUGAGACAGCAAUUCGAUCUCCCUGAUGGCAACUCUAAUCUCCCCAGGCUUGAUGUUUUUAUCAACACCGUUGAUCCCAUAAAUGAGCCUAUGAUAUACACUAUGAACUCUAUCCUAUCCAUUCUUGCCGUAGACUACCCAAUUGAUAGGACUGCUACCUACCUCUCGGAUGAUGGAGGGUCCAUAAUCCAUUAUGAGGGCUUGCUUGAGACUGCAAAUUUCGCAAAACUUUGGGUUCCAUUUUGCCGAAAACAUAGCAUUGAGCCGAGAGCUCCUCAGAGCUAUUUUGCUGUGAAGUCACGCCCGUACACAGGAAAUGUACCAGAUGAGUUUGCUGAUGAUCAUAGGCACAUGUCUAAGGAGUAUGAUGAGUUCAAGGUGCAUUUGGAUGCACUUUUUACUAAAAUCCCUGAGCGCUCAGAUGCAUACAAUGCAGAGGCCAAAGAAGGUGUAAAGGCAACCUGGAUGGCAGAUGGAACACAAUGGCCAGGAACAUGGUUUGACCCUGCUGAAAACCACAAGAAAGGGCAACAUGCUGGAAUUGUUAAGGUUAUGUUGAAUCACCCGGGCGAUGAACCUCGGUUUGGUGGACCAGCUAGUGCUGAAACCCCUCUGGACUUCAGUGCUGUUGACGUGCGGCUCCCAAUGCUUGUCUAUAUCUCCCGUGAGAAGAAUCCAAGCUAUGACCAUCAAAAGAAAGCAGGCGCCAUGAACGUGCAGCUGCGGGUCUCUGCACUUCUGACUAAUGCUCCCUUCAUCAUCAAUUUUGAUGGUGACCACUAUGUCAACAACUCACAGGCCUUCCGAGCUGCAAUGUGCUUCAUGCUGGACCGGCGUGAUGGCGACAACACUGCUUUUGUUCAGUUCCCACAACGCUUCGAUGAUGUCGACCCAACAGACAGGUACUGCAAUCACAACCGUGUCUUCUUUGAUGCCACCUUGCUUGGUCUAAAUGGCAUCCAGGGACCCUCCUAUGUUGGCACCGGUUGCAUGUUCCGCCGGAUUGCUGUCUAUGGUAUUGAUCCACCUCGUUGGAGAACUGAUGCCUUCAAGCUCGUGGACAACCCCAACAAGUUUGGCAACUCAAUGCCCUUCAUCAACUCCAUACCAUCAGCUGCGAACCAAGAAUGGUCCAUGACAUCACCACCGGCACAUGAGGAGUCUGUCAUGGAAGAGCUGAAUAAUGUCAUGAAGUCUGCAUAUGAGGAUGGUACUGAAUUUGGAAAGGAAAUAGGCUGGGUGUACAACAUUGCUACGGAGGAUGUGGUGACGGGCUUCCAGUACACGGACAGGAUGGCGAUCUAUAUUCUGCGCUGGUCGGGCGGUUCCCUUGAAAUGUUCUUCUCACACUGCCCACUCCUUGCUGGUCAUCGACUAAACUUCAUGCAACGAAUAGCCUACACCAACAUGACAGCCUACCCAAUCUCAUCAGUCUUCCUUGUUUUCUAUCUCCUCUUCCCCAUCAUAUGGAUCUUCCGUGGUGAGUUCUACAUACAAAAGCCGUUCCCCACAUAUGUGUUGUACCUCGUCAUCAUCAUAGCAAUGACAGAACUGAUCGGCAUGGUCGAGAUCAAGUGGGCCGGCCUCACGUUGUUGGAUUGGAUCCGCAACGAGCAGUUCUACAUCAUCGGGGCAACAGCCGUGUACCCAUUAGCAACGCUGCACAUUGUGCUGAAGCUAGUCCUUCGUGGGAAUGGUGUUUCGUUCAAGCUGACAGCGAAGCAGGCUACAAGCACCGUGAACGAGAAGUAUGCUGAGAUGUACGUAGUGCAGUGGGCGCCACUGCUGAUCCCCACAAUAGUGGUGAUCGCCGUGAACGUCGGAGCGAUUGGGGCGGCGAUUGGCAAGGCGAUCGUUGAGGGAUGGUCGCUCCUGCAGAUGGCCGAUGCGUCCCUCGGACUGGUGUUCAACGCAUGGAUCCUGCUGCUGAUCUACCCGUUUGCGCUCGGGAUCAUGGGGCGGUGGAGCAAGAGGCCCUAUAUACUGUUCAUCUUGUUCAUGAUUGGGUUUGCUGUAGUAGCGGUGGUGGUUGUUGCCAUCCAUGCUGCGCGCACUGGUUCUGUUCGGUUCCAUUUCAGACAUUCAGGCGGUGCUAGUUUCCCUACAAGCUGGGGUUUUUAG
Miscanthus lutarioriparius is the source of this 2664-nucleotide messenger RNA. NCBI's taxonomy places the organism in Eukaryota, Viridiplantae, Streptophyta, Magnoliopsida, Poales, Poaceae. The record is from the annotation of a GenBank genome assembly.